Messenger RNA from Daucus carota subsp. sativus, 1535 nucleotides. RefSeq names its product non-symbiotic hemoglobin 1. The transcript is spliced from 5 exons. NCBI's taxonomy places the organism in Eukaryota, Viridiplantae, Streptophyta, Magnoliopsida, Apiales, Apiaceae. The record is from RefSeq and is a predicted model, not a curated record. Bases 829 to 1380 code for a protein of 183 amino acids. Gene Ontology annotation, molecular function: heme binding; oxygen binding.
GGGUUGAAUCAAUAAUAAACAAAACAAGUGGAAAUUUGAAAAGACCAGGAGAGAAAAAAACAGAAGUCUGUUUGCAUUUCCUACAUUUUGUUCUUCUAUUGCUCGACUCACCUUGUAGCCCUCUGCAGUUUGUCGGGCAUCAUUUAGGGAUGUAUUUGAUUGAGAUUUUAAAAGAUUUUUUCCAUUAAAAUUCCAAUCGAAUACCCUCAUCUCAACGCGGUAUAAUAUUAUAUUUAAUUGAUUUCUUAAUUGUUUCUCUCGUAUUAAUUUAGACUUAAGAUUUUAAUCUUUGUUAUUCUUUAUGAUUUUUUUUUUUGGAUAAUUAAACAUACCCCACACACCCGUUUUUAACAAUAUUUGAAUACUCGAAAUCUGGUGAGGGAGCGAGGGAGAUCUAUUAAACUAAGAGUCCGUUGGUUCAUGUUUAUGAUAUCAUCAAAUACUGUAAGUUGUACUAACUAACCUGAUAUAUUAUCCUCUGGAACCAUUGAAGUAUACAAUUUGUAUUUUGUAUCAUUUACUUGCUGGCAUAUUCUAUAUAUAAUUACCACCAUAUGGUACUCUCAAGUUGCCAGCAAUCAAGAUUUCUAAGAUGAAGCAGGAUACUUCCAAGUUCCAUUUAGUACAGGGUUUGGAAAAUCAUCAAAUCCAGGGUGGUAAAGCCCACUGUAUUGAUAUGUCAAAGUUUACUACAAUGCAUGCAUUUGUAAGUUGUCUCUUGGGUGACCUAAAAGAUCAUCCUUGUUACUCUAUAUAUUGUCUCACACUGUUUGUAUCUUUAUAACAUUCUAGUAUAGUAAUAUACUUUGAAGCCCCUUCAUUUGUACUAUGAGUAUGAAUACAAACAAUCCUGCUUUGGAUGUUACCUUGAUCUCCUCCAAUGGUAUGCGACAGACAGAAGGUUUGGAAGUUAAAGCUUUUACAGAGGAGCAGGAAGCUCUGGUUGUCAAGUCAUGGAAUUUCAUGAAAAAGGAUGCAGCACAACUCGGGCUUAACUUCUUUCUGAAGAUAUUCGAGAUUGCACCAACUGCCAAGAAGAUGUUCAGUUUCUUAAAGGACUCGGAUGUUCCCUUAGAACAGAACACAAAACUAAAACCUCAUGCCAGGACUGUUUUUGUAAUGACCUGUGAAACAGCAGUACACCUUCGCAAGACUGGAAAAGUUGGUGUUAAGGAAUCAACUCUAAGCAAGAUGGGUGCUACUCAUUCCAGGGUUGGGGUCGUUGAUGAACAUUUCGAGGUUACAAGGUUCGCAUUGCUGGAAACAAUUAAGGAAGCAAUUCCAGACAUGUGGUCACCUGAGAUGAAGAAUGCUUGGGGUGAAGCUUAUGAUCAGUUGGUUAAAACUAUGAAAGAAAGCACACCUACAUCCACAGUAUAAUAAGAAUUGGGCACAUGAUGACGCGACACUGGUGUUUACCACUUCUACAUGUCUUUAAACUAUUGCUCUGAACUCUGGUAGUGAUUUGUAAGAGCCCAAAGUUUAUAUUUGAUUUUUCAUGACAUUUCAUAAAUGAGUUGAUCCAUUAUUCUUGA